AUGAAGACACUGUCCACGACAAAUAGAAAAGGCGGCAAGUGUGUUAAAAUGCCUCCAAAAAUCGCCUACAGCUCAAAAAAGCGCGGAAACAGCCGCGACAGCCAACGAUCCCAGCCCCGUGUCCUCAUGCGAGCUUGGCUGGAACAUCUGUUGGAUGAAGGGUUGUGUCGAGGCCUCCAGUGGGUAGAUAAACAUAGCCACCAGUUUUCUGUUGUCUGGCGCCACGGGUCCAGCAGUGGCUUUAACCCGUCGGAGCAUUCGGAAGUCUUCAGCCGUUGGGCGCAGCAUACAGGUAAACUAGAAAGGGGCAACGGUUUGGAUAAUUCAGCCAAUAAGAGUGCAUUCAGAUGUGCUCUACAUAGCCUCAAAGACUGCAUCGAUAUCACAAAGGAGGGCGAAAUCAAGGGGGAAAGUGCUAAAAGAACAUUCCAGUUCAUUAACCCAGGACAUCCUAAAUAUGAUCGCAAAAAAAGGUCAAGAUGCUCAAAAAAGAAGAUCGAACCGAAAGAGGAAACGGCUGCCUUCACAUCUGACACAGAUGAACAAGACACACAGACUCCAGACACUGAGCACAUAGUCACUGAUCAAGAUGCCUGGACACCAGUCACUGGACAUAUAGUCAAUGACCAAGAUACAAAUACAUGGGAAUCUCAGCCAACCAUGGAGACACAUGACAUUCAGCAAGAGACAAUCAUGUGGCCAUACCCGCAAGCUGAGGCUGAUGCAUCAACAUCACGUGCUUAUCCGUCUUUCAUCUUUCAGGCUACAGAGAUCCCUGUUGAUGUAAGCGCACAGGAAACUGUCGUUGAUACAUCAUCCCCAAUAGCUGAUACCAAAUCUCUUGGCUUCGUUGAUGUUAUUGAAAGAACUGUGCUUGUUCAUAAUUUUGAUGGCCUGUCGCUGGCGGAUCCUACCAACACUACACAGCAUUUAUUUGAGACACAACCCAAUGAGAUCAUUGUUCUGAAACUCAAUGGGGAGGUCACUCAGGCGGACAAUGCUGAUGACAGCAAACUUCCAGUAUUUUCUAAACUAGGUGUGUCAGAUACAUAUGAAGUACCCUUUGCUCAUACUGGGCUAAAUUCUGGAGGCAGUGUCACAGUGAAAAAGGGCAGGCAAAUGAACUCGAGUGCUCAUCACUUUUUAAUUAAACAACCAUCAGUGGAACCACAGGAUCAGUCAGCUGUAGCCACAGUUCCUGACCCUGUCGACACCAGUUCAGAUGAGACUGGCUAUGGCACCUCCUAUGGCAAUGAUUCUAUGGACGUCAUUGAAGGGAUGGACAUCAAUAAUCCAGGGGAAAUUGAAAACUUUGGCAAUGCAUUAGCUGGAAUACUCACAGACCUGCAACAUUCUCCAUUGGCAGAUGAAAUCAAUGUGGAUUUGGCCAACUUUGUACUUGGAGAGAUGGAUGAGAAUGACGAAAAUGAGAUUUUGUUUCCUGAGAAAGCUUCAGAGCAUUCUCUAGAAGAGAAAACUGAUGAAAUUUCUUCAUCCAAUCCAGUAUUUAUUCUGCAGAGGAUUUUUAAUCAGUAG
Messenger RNA from Candidula unifasciata, 1536 nucleotides. NCBI's taxonomy places the organism in Eukaryota, Metazoa, Mollusca, Gastropoda, Stylommatophora, Geomitridae. The record is from the annotation of a GenBank genome assembly.